UUCGAAAAGGCAAAGCCAUAAAGCAAAUCAACAAAAUUACCCACUAAUUAAAACGUAUUAUUAUGCUGCCAGACUAAUCAAUCCAAUGUGCAAGUACACAUCAUAUUAUCAUAAAUAUAUAUAUAUAUAAUAUUUAUAUAUAGUGCUUCCUUCCCAUUUUCUAUCGUCAACUUUAGUGCUCUUGUUUAGGUAACAAAACUACCCACAGAGAAAGACACUCGGAGACCUUGCUGGACUUCAAUGGCUGUCAAAGUUUAUAUUGUGUAUUAUUCCAUGUAUGGACAUGUCGAGAAACUAGCAGAAGAAAUAAAGAAAGGGGCUUCUUCUGUGGAAGGUGUUGAAGCAAAAUUAUGGCAGGUACCUGAGACACUGCCCAAGGAGGUGCUUGGUAAGAUGAGUGCACCACCCAAGAGCGAUGUACCAAUCAUUACACCAAAUGAUCUCUCUGAAGCUGACGGCUUCGUGUUCGGCUUCCCAACAAGGUUUGGAAUGAUGGCUGCUCAGUUUAAAGCCUUUCUAGAUGCUACUGGAGGUUUAUGGAGAACUCAACAGCUUGCAGGAAAACCUGCUGGAAUCUUCUACAGCACCGGUUCUCAAGGUGGUGGCCAAGAGACCACAGCGCUCACUGCUAUCACUCAGCUGGUUCAUCAUGGAAUGAUAUUCGUUCCAAUCGGUUACACGUUCGGUGCUGGCAUGUUUGAGAUGGAGAAAGUGAAAGGUGGAAGUCCAUAUGGUGCCGGAACUUACGCCGGUGACGGAUCACGACAGCCAACUGAGCUUGAGUUGGAGCAAGCAUUUCAUCAAGGGAAGUACAUUGCAGCCAUCACAAAGAAGCUCAAGCAAGCUGCUUAAUAAUGCCUUCAUAUAUAGACAUACUACCACUAUUGUUAAACCAUACCAAAGUAUUGCUUGAAAAUCAUCACCCAUUUUUUAGUCUUGGAAUAUAUUGAGCUUUAUUUUUCUGUGCUUGCAAGUAAUUUUUUGUUUCUUUACAUUAUCGUAAAGGAAAUGCUUUGUAUGCGUGUUGCAUGUUGCAUGUUGCAGUGGAUGUUGGAAUUUGUUGAAUGAUGAAAGUUUGUCUGUCUUUCAGUCUUGUUCUUUCGUGUUAGGCUAAACAAUAUUUGUUCCCAUCUUUUGUAUUACCCCAUUAAGCACAUAAAUAUUGCAACAAGUUUGAGUUCAAAA
Molecule: messenger RNA, 1185 nt
Organism: Vigna unguiculata (cowpea)
Lineage: Eukaryota; Viridiplantae; Streptophyta; Magnoliopsida; Fabales; Fabaceae
Product: putative NAD(P)H dehydrogenase (quinone) FQR1-like 1
Cellular component (GO): membrane
Molecular function (GO): FMN binding; NAD(P)H dehydrogenase (quinone) activity
Source: RefSeq, a predicted model, not a curated record